Molecule: messenger RNA, 1850 nt
Organism: Misgurnus anguillicaudatus (oriental weatherfish)
Lineage: Eukaryota; Metazoa; Chordata; Actinopteri; Cypriniformes; Cobitidae
Gene: gabrd
Product: gamma-aminobutyric acid type A receptor subunit delta
Biological process (GO): monoatomic ion transmembrane transport
Cellular component (GO): membrane
Molecular function (GO): GABA-A receptor activity; extracellular ligand-gated monoatomic ion channel activity
Source: RefSeq, a predicted model, not a curated record
GAGAGAGAGAGAGAGAGAGAGAGAGAGAGAAUGUAUGUAUUUUUCUCUGCGGUCGUAAUAUUGUUUACAGGCUGUAAAUGAAUCAUAUAUUUCUGGUAUAUUUCAAUGAUAUUUGCGCAUAAUGGACGCGUUUUGUUUAUCCCCGUGGUCGUGGAUAUUGUGUUAUUUUGUGUCGAUGGUGGGAAACAGAUCGGCCAGAGCCAUGCUGAAUGACAUUGGUGACUAUGUAGGCACAGACAUUGAAAUAUCCUGGUUGCCUAAUCUGGAUGAUCUAAUGAAAGGCUAUGCUCGAAACUUUCGGCCAGGGAUUGGAGGACCACCUGUGAAUGUUGCCAUGGCUGUUGAAGUUGCCAGUAUUGACCACAUCUCAGAAGCCAACAUGGAAUACACCAUGACCGUGUUUCUACGACAGAGCUGGAGAGACGAUCGUCUGUCAUACAACCACACAAAUAAAACUCUGGGUCUGGACAGUCGCUUUGUAGACAAACUCUGGGUACCAGACACAUUCAUUGUGAAUGCAAAAUCAGCCUGGUUUCAUGAUGUUACAGUGGAGAACAAACUCAUUCGCUUGCAGCCUGAUGGAGUCAUUCUGUACAGCAGCCGAAUUACAUCUACAGUGGCCUGUGACAUGGACCUUACCAAAUACCCUAUGGAUGAACAGGAAUGCAUGUUGGACCUGGAAAGCUAUGGUUACUCUUCAGAGGAUAUUGUCUAUCACUGGUCAGACAGUCAGACACAAAUCCACGGACUGGACAAACUGGAGCUGUCUCAGUUUACCAUCACAGAUUAUCGCUUUGUUACAGAAAUGAUGAACUUUAAAUCUGCGGGCCGAUUUCCACGACUCAGCUUACGUUUCAGCUUACGACGUAAUCGAGGAGUUUACAUCAUCCAGUCUUACAUGCCCUCCAUCCUAUUGGUUGCCAUGUCGUGGGUUUCCUUCUGGAUCAGCCAAUCGGCUGUGCCUGCAAGGGUGUCUUUAGGGAUCACCACAGUGCUCACUAUGACCACAUUGAUGGUUAGCGCUCGCUCAUCGUUGCCCCGUGCAUCCGCCAUCAAAGCUCUGGACGUGUAUUUCUGGAUCUGCUACGUCUUUGUGUUCGCUGCCUUGAUUGAAUACGCGUUUGCUCACUACAAUGCAGACUACAGCAAGAAGGAGAAAGCCAAAGUCAAGACAAACAAGAAACCAGAGUCUAUGGUGAAGAAUGGAAAGCAGGCCAUGGUUCUGUUCUCCCUCUCUAUGGCUGGCAUGAAUCAGGGUCUCCUCAUCUCAAAGAGACAGAGCCGAACCCAGCGCUCCACUGAACCUCCUUCUAAUCUACAGGAGGACAGCGAAGUUCGUGGCACUCAGUCACGUCGAGUGCAGAAGGAAAGCAACGAAGAAAAGAAAUGCUGUAAAUGCAGACCCAUCGAUGCCGACACCAUUGACAUCUACGCUCGCGCCGUCUUCCCUUUCACCUUUGCUGUGGUUAAUGUCAUCUACUGGGUGGCGUACACUAUGUAAUGAGUUAUUAAGUUCUGCAUGUAUAUACAUCAAUAAACUUGAUGUGUCACCAAAUCAAGAGAUUAUAAUACAGAAAUAUCUACAUAUUGACACUAUAUUAUUUAUUAAACUAUUAAAUGCACUGUUGUAAUAUAGGUUUGAAUAUGUUAAAUAGGUUGUGUUUAUAUUUUUGGGGGAAGACUGAAACAUAUUUGCACUGAUAUUCAUGUUUUCCUUUAUUAUGCUCUACAUCUGCUCUUAGUUGUCAUUUAAUCUCAGUAUAUCUUCUCUUUCCUUAUAUUUGCAUCAGAUUAGUUUCUCUGUGCUGGUAUAAAUGAGCGCUGUUGAAAUAAAGUUGAAUUUUGAAUGA